Messenger RNA from Aegilops tauschii subsp. strangulata, 1627 nucleotides. RefSeq lists its product as uncharacterized. The record is from RefSeq and is a predicted model, not a curated record. NCBI's taxonomy places the organism in Eukaryota, Viridiplantae, Streptophyta, Magnoliopsida, Poales, Poaceae.
ACCUCCCCCCUCCUCGAUACACACGUAUAAAAUCCGCAACCCUCCCAGGUUAAUUAAAGAAAAUUAAUUUCCGGAUUCCCUUUUUUCUUCCGCUUCACGAUUUCUCUCCGGUUUUCUCCUUCGUCUAAUCUCCUCUAGCGGGGCGGAGAAUCAGGGCGGAGUUCUGGGCGCGCGGCGGAGCCUUUCCUCGGAUUUUCUCUCUCUCCGUGCUUCUUCCCGGCCGCGGCCGCGGCCGCAGUCGGCAUCGCAAGUGCUUGGCAAAUAGCAAGACGCUAUGAAAUUCCGCAAAGGGGGCAAGGUGGAGGUACUGCAGAAGGCGGAGGCACCUUUCGGUUCCUGGCGGCCUGCCGAGAUCCUUUCUGGCAAUGGGCACACCUAUCUUGUAAGCUAUGAUCCAUGUCUGCUUGCCGGUAGCCUGGCCAUUGAAAGGGUUCCAAGAAAGGUGAUAAGGCCUUCUCCCCCGUCCCCAGAUGGUCCGGUAUGCUGGGUCCCAGGCGACAUCCUUGAAGUCUUCGACAACUAUUCAUGGAAGGUUGUGGAAGUCGUGAGAUUGCUUGGUCAUGAGUACUAUCUUGUCAGGCUCCUCGGAUCCUCCCUAGAAUUGAGGGUAGAUGCAUCCAAUCUUAGGACAAGGCAGCUUUGGCAAGAUGGCAAAUGGGUUGCUCUUCCAAAGGAUUCUGCAAGAUGUGCUGCUGGUUCACACAGGAGCCGGACAAAAGGUGGAAAUUCAGGGGGCAGUCAUCUUCUAUUAAAGAACAAGAAUGUGUUUGAAGACAAUAUGUCUCGAGGCAUGAAGAGGAAAACCUCUGCUGCAUCAGCUUUCCCUAUGCAGCGCAGUGAAGUUACUAAGAGAUUUCAGACUUCUCGCAGAGAUGGAAGACGCCAACAUCUUGGUCCUGGAGAUUCUCUUCAUUUGAUGGAUAAGGUAGAUGCUGUUGAUUCCCCAUGCUUAAUGCUGGGUGAAAAAUGCAUGCAUGAUUCCUUAAUUAACAGAGCAAAUGGCUUUCCUAAAACAAACCUUGCAGUGGUUAAUGCUAAUGUUGAUUAUCAGUAUCCCUCUGUAACAACUCAAGAUAGUGAUACUGAUAGUGCCGCAUCCUCUGUUGGUAGUUGCAAUCCCUACGGUAGCCCCUAUGGACAAGCACAUCCUCAAGAGUACGACAGUGGAGAUAUUUGUAGUAGGACUGAUGAUGAUGAAGCUUCUGUAUCUGGAACUGAAUCACCUCUUCCAAUUAAAGGUGGUCUGGGGGAAGAAACCCAUCUGCUUGAGUUGCAUGCUUAUCGUGCAACAAUGAUGGCACUAUAUGCUUAUGGAUCAAUUAGCUGGGAGCAAGAGGCUUUGAUGACUAAUCUGAGGCUUACACUGAACAUCUCUACUGAUGAACAUUUAUCAGAGUUAAGGAAUUUGGCUAACUCUGCAGUUUGUUCUAGAUAGCCAUUAAAAGUUAUGAAUGAAGAGGCUUAGAAUUUGUUUGUUAUGUUGUCAUAUCGCUUACUUUAGAAUAGUGGAUUUAUGGUUAGUGUGGACUCUGAAGAUACCAGUCACUUGUUGGUGUACUUGACGCCCUGUAUUAACCAUGUAGAAAGGGGAAAUUUUUGUAUGAUAGAUUUAUUAAACUUUUCAGUA